Molecule: messenger RNA, 870 nt
Organism: Myxocyprinus asiaticus (Chinese sucker)
Lineage: Eukaryota; Metazoa; Chordata; Actinopteri; Cypriniformes; Catostomidae
Product: double homeobox protein 4-like protein 4
Exons: 3
Coding region: 1-870 (289 amino acids)
Molecular function (GO): DNA binding
Source: RefSeq, a predicted model, not a curated record
AUGUGGGCUGACUGCAUUGUUCAAGAUGGAAACUCACAGGCCAGUAAGAUAGCAGGCCGCAGGAAAAGAACCUGUUUCACCAAAGAACACUUGGAACUUCUACGAAUGGCUUUCAGUGUGGACCCAUACCCUGGUAUUAGUGUUAGAGAAAGUCUGUCUCAAGCCACUGGUCUGCCAGAGUCACGCAUUCAGGUGUGGUUCCAGAACAAGAGGGCCAGAACCCUAAAAAACAGAGCCACUCAGUCCUCACCACAGCUAGACACAACCUCUCCUCUGCCUAGCCCUUUCCUACCUCCUGAGAGAGGCAUUCCAGAGGCAUCAUUCAAAAUUCCUCAAUCUCAGAUGCCUCAAACAUCUCCACAGCACUUUAUCUUUCCACCAAGAGACUACAGCACACCUGCUAUCAAGCCACGACAAAGCAGACUGAUGGGAACCAGCUCUUGUUCUCCCACUAUUCCCUCUGAUCUACUAGCUUUGGCAGACAGCUGGAGCUCUGGAGGAAGCACCCAGUCAUCUCCUGAGUCUACCUGGAGUCCACCAGCGCAGAGUUUUGGGAACUCCUACAAGGAUGAGAGUCAUAUGUUUUUUUACCCACCACCUCCUUACCCCAUUGGAAGUGCCAAGGUUGGGUGUGACCUGGAGUCACCACCAACCUCCCCGGCCUCUCCUGAUUCUGCAUUUUGGGACAUUGGACAGGAAAAAUGCUGUCCUUCUGUGCCAUACUCUCACUUUAGCAGCCCAUGGGACAGGCUUGUUGAGGAGCAGCCUGUGGCCCCACUCCCAGUUCUGUCCACUCAGUGUCUGGAUAAUGUCCUUGGGGAAAUGGAGCCAGCCUGGUGGAACUUCAAUGGCCAGAUGGAUCUACAGUAA